AUGAUAGAGGAGGGCAGUAAACGAGGCCAGGCCGUGGUGGAGAAGAGACAACUCUUCAUGGAGAUGAGUGAGUAGACAGAGAGAGAAAGAGCUCCAGAGCCAAACCAUUACUAUUCAUUUACACUCUGUUGUUAAGACUCUGCUGUGUCUUAGCCAAGCCAUUCACUCUUGCACAGUAAGGUAUUAUACUGUACAUUCCCCUCUACUUCAGGGGUUCUCAAAGUUGGGUCCGGGGACCCCUGUGGGUCUGCAGAGGUACCGCAGGGAGUCCACGGCCAGAUCCCAAAAUAUAUAUAUUUUUGUUUUUACAUUAGCAACAGCAGAUUAAACAAAUCUUGGCCAAGGGUUCCGUGGAAUAAGUUUAGAGGUUGUAAUACAAUACAAUACAAAACAAUGUAAUAUUAUUAAUCUACAAUUUAUGUUCUUAACCCUGGGCAACAUGGGCCUGGGAGGCUAACAGGGAUAUUGGUAUCCACAGUUAAUCCACCAAUUAUACAUUUUUCAACUCAAUACUUCUUGUAUUCUCCCAAAAAUUAUUUUAUUUUAACAUAAAUGCACUGUAAUUUAAGCUUUAAAACAGCAAAUGUUUCUCUGCCUCACGGCAGAAUGUGUAGAAUUGCAGGAUAUUAGCUUUAAAGCUGCAACAAUGAAUCUUUGUGCCCCAUGACAGAUUGUGUAGAAUUGCAGUACAUUUGCUUGAAAACUGCAAAAAUGUAUCUCCGAUGCCAAGAGAUAGGCCUUUAAAAUUGUAUUUCUCAGGGCCCUAGACUUGGUUCAUCCGGCCCAUGCACUGCCGAAGUCAUAUUAGAUCGCCUUGUAUGCUAUUCUUUAAAAACAAAUCUUACUCUAGUUGCGUUCUGAUUUAUGAGUAGGUCCCUGAUGAAUUUGCUUUCACAAAAGGGGUCCCCGGCCCCAAAAAGUUUAAGAACCCCUGCAGUACAUGCACUGACUGAGAGUGAAAUAUCCAGAGCAAAACCAUGACUAAUCAUUCACACUGCUGUGUCUUAGUCAAGCCAUUCACAGCCAUACACGUUACAGUAUACCGUACAGUGGGUUUUGUGUGGUUGUGUUAGAGUUUGUUGAGUCAUCUUUCUAUUUUUAUCAGGGGCACAAAACUUUGACGUCAUCAGACUGUCAACCUAUAGGACGGCCUGCAAGCUAAGAUUCGUGCAGAAAAGGUGCAACGGUAAGUACUGCCUUCCUCUACUGAACAUCUUACUCUGACGUUUUCAACUGGUACACAUGACAAUGUCACAUGUUUGUUUCACAUACGGUACACUUGAACAUCAUUCAUUGAUGUUGAAGAAAUCAAUUAUUUUCUAAAUCUCUCCUUCCCUCCUCCCCCUAUCUCAGUGCACCUGGUGGAUGUGUGGAACAUGAUCGAGGCGUUCCGUGACAGCGGUCUGAACACGCUGGACCACAACGCAGAGAUCAACGUGUCUAGACUGGAGACCAUCCUGUCCUCCAUCUACUACCAGCUCAACAAGCGUCUUCCCACCAUGCACCAGAUCAACGUAGAGCAGUCCAUUAGUCUGCUCCUCAACUUCAUGGUGGCCACAUACGACAGGUGCACUACAUUAGACACAGGAUGUACAUUAGAUAUAUAAUAUGACAUAUACACUGAGUAUACAAACAUUAGGAACUGCUCUAUCCAUGACAUAAACUGACCAGGUGAAUCCAGGUGAAAACUAUGAUCCCUUAUUGAUUCACCUGUUAAAUCCACUUCAAUCAGUGUAGAUGAAGGGGAGGAGACAGGUUAAAGAAGUAUUUUUAAGCCUUGAGACAAUUGAGACAUGGAUUGUGUAUGUGUGCCAUUCAAAGGGUGAAUGGGCAAGACAAAAUAUUUAAGUGCCUUUGAACGGGGUAUGGUAGUAGGUGCCACGCUCAACGGCUUCCCGUGUGUAUCAAGAGUGGUCCACCACCCAAAGGACAUCCAGCCAACUUGACACAACUGUGGGAAGCAUUGGAGUCAACAUGUGACACUUUCGACACCUUGUAGAGUCCAUGCCCCGACAAAUUGAGGCUGUUCCGUGGGCAAAAGGGGUGCAACUCAAUAUUAGGAAGGUGUUCUUAAUAUUUUGUACACUCAGUGUUGUAACGACGACGCAGGGAGUCAGGAAGCAGGUGCAGAUGGUGAGUUUAAUAAUAACGAACAUAGAGAGUUACAAAACAAGAGAAGCGUCUGGACAUGAAAACAGAACCAGUACUGCCUGAUGACUGAGGCUGGUGAGGGCUAUAUGAAGGGAGAGUAACCAGGGUGGUGAUUAAGUCCAGGUGUGCUUAACGAUGGGGAGCAGGUGUGCGCAAUGAUGGUUGCCAGGUGUGCGCAAUGAUGGUUGCCAGGUGUGCGCAAUGAUGGUUGCCAGGUGUGCGCAAUGAUGGUUGCCAGGUGUGCGCAAGGAUGGUUGCCAGGAAGGGUGGUUAGUAGACCGGCGACGUCGCGCGCCAGAGGGAGGGAGCAGGAGAAGGCGUGACAAGUGUAUACAUUUGCAUUGAUAUAAGUUUGGUGCAACACCUUAUUUUCAGAACAAGAUAUAAUUUCUUUAUUUUUUUUAUAUUUUCUUGUACUUUUAGCCCUUUUUCUCAGAAUUUCGUGAUAUCCAAUUGGUAGGUCUUGUCCCAUCGCUGCAACUCCCCUACGGACUCGGGAGAGGCGACGGUCGAGAGCCAUGCGUACCAUGAAACACGACCCUGCCAAGCCGCACUGUUUCUUGACAUACUGCUCGCUUAACCCGGAAGCCAGCCGCACCAAUGUGUCGGAGGAAACACCGUCCAGCUGGUGACUGAAGUCAGCUUGCAGGCACCCGGCCUGCCACAAGGAGUCGCUAGAGCGCAAUGGGACAAGGAAUUCCGGCCUGCCAAACCCUCCACUAACCCGGACGACACUGGGCCAAUUGUGCGCUGCCUCAUGGGUCUCCCGGUCACGGCCGGCUGUGACACAGCAGAUCGUGUAGCGAAAUGCUUAUGUUCCUAGCUCCAACAGUGCAGUAAUAUCUAACAAUGCACAACAAUACACACAAAUCUAAAAAGUGAAAGAAUGGAAUUAAGAAAUAUAUAAAUAUUAGGACGAGCAAAGUCGGAUUCCGGAGUAUAAUCCGACUUUAUAUUAAUUAUAUAUAUUAUAUAUAUUAAACGUGAUGGGAUGAAAGUGUAAAGCACGUCAGAUGAUUGUGUCUGUGUGUACCUGGACUAAAUUAAUCAGUAUGCUGGACUGAACUCUGAGCUCUCCCCUUCAAAUGAUUUUGGGCCUUCAGACAACAUGGUCAAGAUGGAUUCAGAAGUGGCAGUUAUUUGUUCUACAUUGUGGUCAGCAAGCUAAAGCUAGUAGAUCAUGGAAAAAAGUAUUUGCUUUGUUGUAAAGGGAAUAUGCUUCUCCUUUGUCAGUAUGAUAACAGUGUGUGUGUUUCAGUUGUGAAUAGAUACCUUUGUUAUACAUUUAGGAAAAUGUAUGUUUUUUUGUGUGUUUAGUGAAGGCCACGGGAAACUGACCAUUUUCUCGAUGAAGUCCAUGUUGGCGACUAUGUGUGGAGGGAAAAUAGUGGACAAACUACGUUGUAAGUAUAUGUUCAUGAACUUAGCCCAGGGUAUAAGUUACAGUUAAAGCAACUUAAAGGAAAGUUAAUUCUGUUCUGCAGUAGUCACACUUUUAAUUUGAUGGCUUAGUUUGCAAAUUAGUUUGCAUCAGACAACAGGAAAUCCUGAAUACAUGUAGGCUACAACAGGGGUUUUCAAAGUGGGGUCUUUUGCCAGAUCUCAAAAUACAUGUAAAAAACAAAAAAGGUUUUCUCAUAAAAAAUGGAAAAAAAAGAAUAUUACUAACAACAACAGAUUAAACAAAUGUUGGUCAAGGGAUACAUGGAAUACAUUUAGAGGGUGUAAUGCCAUACAAUGUAAUAUUAUUAAUCUACAAUGUAUGUUCUUAACCCUGGGAAACAUGGACCUGGGAGGCUCACAGGGAUAUUAAAAUGGAUUACAUUUAGAUUCUUUGGUCACUGGCCUACACACAAUACCCCAUAAUGUCAAAGUGGAAUUAUGUUUUUAGAAAUGUUUACAAAUUAAUAAAAAAUGAAAAGCUGAACAAGUCACAUAAUAAGUUGCAUGGACUCACUCUGUGUGCAAUAAUAGUGUUUAACAUGAUUUUUUAAUGACUACCUCAUCUCUGUAUCCCACACAUACAAUUAUCUGUAAAGUCCCUCAGUCGAGCAGUGAAUUUCAAACAUAGAUUCAACCACAAAGACCAGGGAGGUUUUCCAAUGCCUUGCGAAGAAGGGCACCUAUUGGUAGAUGAGUAAAAAAAAAGCAGACAUUGAAGAACCCUUUGAGCAUGGUGAAGUUAUUAAUUCAACUUUGGAUGGUGUAUCAAUACACCCAGUCGCUGCAAAGAUACCGGCGUCCAUCCUAACUCAGUUGCCAGAGAGGAAGGAAAUCGCUCAGGGAUUUCACAAUGAGGCCAAUGGUGAUUUUAAAACAGUUACUGAGUUUAAUGGCUGUGAUAGGAGAAAACUGAGGAUGGAUCAACAACAUUGUAGUUAUUCCACAAUAGUAACCUAAUUGACAGAGUGAAAUGAAAGAAGCCUGUACAGAAUAAAAAUAUUCCAAAACAUGCAUCCUGUUUGCAACAAGGCCUUAAAGUAAUACUGCAAAACAUUUUGCAAAGCAAUUAACUUUUUGUCCUAAAUACAAAGUGUUAUGUUUGUGGCAAAUCCAAUACAACACUCUCCAUAUUUUCAGGCUGCAUCAUGUUAUGGGUAUGCUUGUAAUCGUUAAGGACAGGGGAGUUUUUCAGAAAAAAAAUGAAACAAAAUGGAGCUAUGCACAGGCAAAAUCCUAGAGGAAAAUCUGGUUCCGUCUGCUUUCCACCAGACACUGGGAGAUGAAUUCAUCUUUCAACAGGACGAUAACACAAAACAAAGCCAAAUCUACACUAGAGUUGCUUACCAAGAAGACGGUGAAUGUUCCUGAAUGGCAGAGUUACAGUUUUGACUUAAAUCGGCUUGAAAAUGGUUGUCUAGCAAUGAUCAACAACCAAUUUGACAGAGCUUGAAGAAUUUUGAAAAUAAUAAUGGGCAAAUGUUGCACAAUCCAGGUGUAGAAAGUUCUUAGAGACUUCCCCAACAAUUCACAGCUGUAAUCGCUGGAAAAAGUCAAGGGGUGUGAAUACUUUCUGAAGGCACUGUAAUUUAAGCUUCAAAACUGCAACGUUUUCUCUCUGCCUCGUAGUACAAAUGUUUGAAUUGCAGGUUAUUAGCCUUGAAGCUGCAACAAGAAAAAAUCUCUCUGCCCCAUGACAAAAUGUGUAGAAUUGCAGGAAAUUAGCUUAAACUGCUAAACGUUCUCUCCAAUGCCAAGAAGAGGGCCUUUAAAAUGUUGUAUGUUCCUUGCAUGCUAUUUUUUUCUCACUCGAGUUGUUUUCUGAUUAUAAAGGGGGUCCCUGAUGAAUUUGCUUCAACAAAUUGGGUACCUGGCCCCAAAAAGUUUGAGAACCCCUUGGCUACAGUGUCUGCAGUUGCAUAAAUGAUACACAAAGGGACGCUGUUGAGUCACAUUUCCAGCACUAACGUUGUUGUAGUUUUAUAAGAUGGAAGUGUCAAGAAGAAGGAUCAUCCAUAGCUCAUAUUCAAUAAAUUGUAGAAAUAGCUUAUAUAUGGCAUAGAUGUACAGUACUAGUAAAAGUUUGGACACACCUACUCAUUCCAGGGUUUUUCUUAAUUUUUACUAUUUUCUACAUUGUAGAAUAAUAAAUUGAUGACAUCAAAACUAUGAAAUAACACAUAUGGAAUCAUGUAGUAACCAAAAAAGUGUUAAACAAAUCAAAAUAUAUUUUAUAUUUGAGAUUCUUCAAAGUAGCCACCCUUGGCCUUGAUGACAGCUUUGCACACUCUUGGCAUUCUCUCAACUAGCUUCAUGAGGUAGUCACCUGGAAUGAAUUUCAAUUAACAGGUUAGCCUUGUUAAUUUGUGGAAUUUCUUUCCUUCUUUAUCCGUUUGAGCCAAUCGGUUGUGUUGUGACAAGGUAGGGUUGCUAUACAGAAGAUAGCCCUAUUUGGUAAAAGACUGAGUCCAUAUUCUGGCAAGAACAGCUCAAAUAAGCAAAGAGAAACGACAAUCCAUCAUUACUUUAAGACAUGAAGGUCAGUCAAUUGGAACAUUUCAAGAACUUUGAAAGUUUCUUCAAGUGCAGUCGCAAAAACCAUCAAGCGCUAUGAUGAAACUGGCUCUCAUGAGGACCGGCACAGGAAAGGAAGACCAAGAGUUACCUCUGCUGCAGAGGAUAAGUUCAUUAGCGUUAACUGCACCUCAGAUUGCAGCCCAAACAUAUGCUUCACAGAGUUCAAGUAACAGACACAUCUCAACAUCAACUGUUCAGAAGAGACUGCAUGAAUCAGUCCUUUAUGGUCGAAUUGCUGCAAAGACACCACUACUAUCUGUCCUUUGGUCUGAUGAGUCCAAAUGUGAGAUUUUUGGUUCCAACUGCUGUGUCUUUGUGAGACGCAGAGUAGGUGAACAGAUGAUCUCCGCAUGUGUGGUUCCCACCGUGAAGCAUGGAGGAGGUGGUGUGAUGGUGUGGGGGUGCUUUGCUGGUGACACUGUCUGUCAUUUAUUUAGAAUUCAAGGCACACUUAACCAGCAUGGCUACCACAGCAUUCUGCAGCGAUACGCCAUCCCAUCUGGUUAGCGCUUAGUGGGACUAUCAUUUGUUUUUCAACAGGACAAUGAUCCAAAACACACCUCCAGGCUGUGUAAGGGCUAUUUGACCAAGAAGGAGAGUGAUGGAGUGCUGCAUCAGAUGUCCUGGCCUCCACAAUCACCCAACCUAAACCCAAUUGAGAUGGUUUGGGAUGAGUUGGACCGCAGAGUGAAGGAAAAGCAGCCAAGAAGUGAUAUAUGUGGGAACCCCUUCAAGACUGUUGGAAAAGCAUUCCUCAUGAAGCUGGUUGAGAGAAUGCCAAGAGUGUGCGACGCUGUCAAGGCAAAGGGUGGCUAUUUGAAGAAUCUAAAAUAUAUUUCGAUUUGUUUAACACUUUUUUGGUUACUAUGUGUUAUUUCAUAGUUUUGAUGCCUUCACUAUUAUUCUACAAUGUAGAAAAUAGUAAAAAUACAGAAAAACCCUUGAAUGAGUAGGUGUGUCCUAGCUUUUGACUGGUACUGUAUGUAAACUUUAUGUACUCACCACCGCUCUCUACCCCUCUAUCUCUCUACCUCUACACCUCUCUCUCUACCUCUCUCUCUACCUCUAUACCUCUCUCUCUACCUCUAUACCUCUCUCUCUACCUCUACCCCUCUCUCUCUACCCUCUACACCUCUCUCUCUACCUCUACACCUCUCUCUCUCCCUCUACACCUCUCUCUCUACCCUCUACACCUCUCUCUCUCUACCUCUACACUCUUCCUCUACCUCUACCCUCUCUCUCUAUCUACACUCCUCUACUCUACACCUCUCUCUCUCCUAACCUCUCUCUCUACCUCUCUCUCUCUACCUCUCACACCUCUCUCUCUAAACCUCUACCCCUCACCUCUCUCUUACUCUACCUCUCUCACCUCUCUCUCUACCUCUCCUACCUCUACACUCCUCUACCUCUCUACUACCUACACCUCUCUCUCUACUCUCUACCUCCUCUCUCUAUACCUCUCUCUCUACCCUCUCUCACCUCACUCUCUCUCUACCUCUACACUCCUCUCUACCUCUCUCUCUACAUCUACACUCUCUCCUACCUCUACCUCUCUAUCUACCUCUCUCUUACCUCUACACUCUUCUCUACCUCUACACCUCUCUCUCACCCUACAUCUCUCUACCUCUACUCUUACCCCUCUAUCCUCUCUCUCACUCUACCUCUCUCCUACACUCUCUCUCCUCUACACCUCUCUCUCUACCUCUACACCUCUCUCUACCUCUCUACACCUCUCUCUCUCUCUCCUCUACACCCCUCUCUACCUCUACACCUCUCUCUCCCCUCUACACCUCUCUCCACCUCUUCCUCUCUUUCUGUCUCUCUCUCGCAGAUAUCUUCUCGCAGAUCUCUGACUCUAAUGGUGUGAUGGUCUUUGCUAAGUUUGACCAGUUUCUUCGUGAAGUUCUGAAGCUGCCCACAGCUGUGUUCGAGGGCCCGUCGUUUGGAUACACAGAACACUCCGUACGGACAUGCUUCCCUCAGCAGGUAGGUUGGACAGACCAAGAGGGUUUCUCUCACUGAAAUAAUAUACAGCGUGCAUAAUAUACUUAGAGAGAGAGAUGUGAACAGAGGAUGAGGGAGGAACCUUGUAAAUAUAGUCCACAGACCAUAAAAGAUUGAAUGGACAUCACUCCAAAAGGUUAUCUUCAAUAAGCUAUGCACAUUCAUCUAUUAUUGAAGAUGACCUUUUGCAGUGGUGUCCAUUUCAUUCACUAUGGGUUACGUCCCAAAUGGCACCUUAUUCCCUAAUGGCACCCUAUUCCCUAUAUAGCGCACUAAUUUUUACCAGAACCCAAUGGGCCCUGGUCAAAAGUAGUGCACUACAUAGGGAAUAGUAUGCCAUUUGAGACAAACAAUGGACAAGCUUUUGCUGUUCUGCUGUCAAUUAACCUUACCUAAAUCUGUUUGUAUCCAGAUCUAUCUGAGAAUGAUUUAUAUUGUUCCAUUCUGCUCUUCUAUCUGUAUAACUGAAUGCUUUGUGGUGUGUUUGUAUCUAGAAGUUCUUCUCUGUAUAACUGAAUAUAUUGUGGUGUGUUUGUAUCUAGAAGAAGAUCUUGCUGAACACGUUUUUGGACAUUUUGAUGGCAGAUCCGCCCCCCCAGUGUCUCGUAUGGUUACCUCUCAUGCACCGACUUGCUAAUGUUGAAAAUGGUAACGUUUCCCUGUUAUUAGUUCCCUUGACUUUAUUUUCACAGUGAAUUUUCCAAACACCAAUAAUAGUCAUUCUAAUCAAUCUAAGCAUUUGUAUUGAGAAAUGUGGUAAGACUUCACUUAAAGCCUGUAGAUAUUAUGCUUUAUCACUUGUUAUAAGCAUAUAUGUGCUAUUAUAUUGUCUUAUAAUAUGUUAUGUCUCUCUGUAUCAACAUUUCAUCAGUGACCUACUAACCAUUUAUCUUUGGUUUCCUCUAGUCUUCCAUCCCGUGGAAUGUUCUUAUUGCCGGAGUGAAAGUAUGAUGGGGUUCCGUUACCGGUGCCAACAGUGCCAUGGCUACCAACUCUGUCAGAGCUGCUUCUGGCGUGGCCAUGCCAAUGGUCCCCAUAGCAACCAGCAUCAGAUGAAGGAGCACUCCUCUUGGGUAGGCACGGCAACCACAAAGGCUGUAUCGCAAUUGGUUAUUAAAAUCCCUCCUCUCCUUGUCUCCUCCCCUUCAUCUGCACUCGUUGUAAAGAUAAUGGACAGGUGAAAACAAUAUGGUGGAAGCUCAUUAUUAGACUGGCUUUCACCUGCUCGGUUCUUUCAGGUCAGUACAAUGAAGGAGAGGAGGCGAAGAGGAGACAUAUUUUUAAGACCACGUCCCACAAUCACACUCAUACACACCAAAGAUAAGUUAUGAUAGUUUCAGCUUAACGAAUACCAAGAUUCAGCCUUCCUUUGCGCUCAGACAAUCCAAUAGCCACCUGCAUGCAUAAGCAGAGCAUUGGGCUUGUUUCCACAUCAACUAACCUUUUUUAAAUAUUCUGAAAAGGGAUUUUAUGGGUUUUUACUCAUUCCAGCAAAUUUAAUUGAAUUGAUUUAAUUUCCAAAGCAAAGCCAAUGCCAGCAUUCUCCCAAUUUUCAAUCAGUGUGAUGUAAAUUGAUGCUGGGAAAAUGAUUUGCACUGGUUACAAAUCCAAUCCUGAACUCUCUCUGUGCCCACGAUCAGGAUGGUAAUUAUUAUUUUAUUUUGAGGGCAUCAUGGCCAGAAUGAAAUGGCUGAGCAUAUUUGGAAGUAGAAAAAGGGCAUGGAAAUUGUCAGAGUAAACAUCUAUGACAAAGCAAAGAGAACUACGAAUUUGGUCCCAUUCUGCUUGAACCAACCUUGUCAUUCUCGGUACACAAUGCAUUACAUAAUAUAACUGGGUAUUUUAGAAACAUUUAAGGUCAAUUACUAUACAUCUCUUUACACUACUUCUAUAAGCAAUUCCCACAUUAUAACAGACAGGGUUGGGGUCAAUUUCCCUUCAAUCAAUUCAGGAAGUAAACUGGAAUUUCAGUAUACUUCCUGAAUCGACUGAAUUGUCCUGAAUUGAAUGAAUUAAAAUAUAAUCAACCCCUAACCCUGAUAAUAAAAAUAGUGAAUGUAAUGUCCACCGUCUUGUUUCUGCCUCUCACAGAAGUCUCCGGCUAAAAAACUGAGCCACGCCAUCAGUAAGUCUCUGGGCUGUGUCCCCAUUGGAGAGCUACCUCACCCUGUGUUCCCUGAGCAGUUAGAGAAACUACAGGACAGCAUGCCACACACUGUGUAA
Coregonus sp. 'balchen' is the source of this 10395-nucleotide messenger RNA. NCBI's taxonomy places the organism in Eukaryota, Metazoa, Chordata, Actinopteri, Salmoniformes, Salmonidae. The record is from the annotation of a GenBank genome assembly.